Molecule: messenger RNA, 762 nt
Organism: Rhincodon typus (whale shark)
Lineage: Eukaryota; Metazoa; Chordata; Chondrichthyes; Orectolobiformes; Rhincodontidae
Product: lipocalin-like
Exons: 7
Coding region: 69-629 (186 amino acids)
Cellular component (GO): cell surface; plasma membrane
Molecular function (GO): serine-type endopeptidase inhibitor activity
Source: RefSeq, a predicted model, not a curated record
AAGAACUCAGACGACCGCGAACAAGAAACUUCUCUCAGAGACUGUAAAUCACAUCACGAUCUGCAAGGAUGAACAAGCUGGUGUUUUGUGCCACUCUGGCACUGUUCUGGUCAGCUGUAGUGUCUGGGGAAAUCCAAGUGCAGCGCGACUUCAAUCUCGAUCAGUUUAUAGGGAAGUGGUACAUCAUUGGGAUGGCUUCUGAUGCACAAUGGUUCACUACAAGGAAGGAUAAAUUUAGUAUGAGCACAAUUCUCAUGAAGCCUGCCGAGAAUGACAAGGUUGAAACUGUUUUGACAAAAACCAGGCGGGGGAGGUGUUUGCAGAUAAUCUUCCCUUACAGGAUGACAGGACGGAAAGGGCAAUUCUUCUUCCACAGUGACCGUUGGAAUAAUGACCAUGAUGUAUAUGUGACAGAAACCAACUAUGAUGAAUAUGCUUUGAUACACAACACCAUCACAAAAGGACCAGAAGUUACAACGCUGGUAAAGCUGUAUGGUAGAGAUCAAGAAUUGAGACCGGAGCUCUUGGAGAAGUUCAGACAGUAUAGUCUGGCACAUGGACUGGAGGAACAGAACAUUGUAACUUUCGCUAAGCAAGAUGAGUGCAAACCGGUCCCUGUUGAGGACUGAACAGCCAGGUUUCUGCUAAAGUAAAUAUGCAGGGAAGGAAUAGUCGCAUUACCAAUCUGCUCCACGCCUUUGAUCACACACACAUUGUAGACUGCAGUUACACAGCCAGCUACUAAUAAAAUCACCUUAAUCA